Molecule: messenger RNA, 1467 nt
Organism: Sander lucioperca (pikeperch)
Lineage: Eukaryota; Metazoa; Chordata; Actinopteri; Perciformes; Percidae
Gene: cytl1
Product: cytokine-like protein 1
Exons: 4
Coding region: 229-669 (146 amino acids)
Biological process (GO): positive regulation of transcription by RNA polymerase II
Source: RefSeq, a predicted model, not a curated record
UAUCAGCAGGAGAAGCUCCAUCAUUCCUGGUAUUUGGAGCGUGCACGAACGGAGUGUUUGCGACCCCAAAUGUUUUCCCCCUCAGACUGCUGCGCGUCCACGUCAUCGUCGUCGUCCCCUCCACCACUCCAUCCUUAAAACUGCUGCAAAACUACUCCUCUUUACUAUUUUACCGUCGUUGACCGUCACAGCAGCUGUAAGCAGUCCGGAGCAGCAGUGUUAUCCGACAUGAGGCUGGGACUCGCCGCCCUCACGUGUUUCUUCAGCUUUGUGUGGCUGUCGGAGUGCGCGCCUCCGACCUGCUACUCUAGAGCGCUCGGUCUGAGCAAAGAAGUCAUGUCUCUGCUGGAUAAAAUACACACGUACCAUCGCACGAUAACGUGUGCUAAGGUUCUACCCACGAUCUUCCUUGAUGUGCAUAACUCAUGUGUCACAACCAAGCUCCGUGACUUUCUCUACGUGGUGCUGAACCAUCCUGACCAGUACUGCAGAGAGCGUCCCAGAAUGGUGCUGCUCAAACGUAAAAUCCAGAACUUGCACACCAUCAUCACCAGAGUCUGUUAUCGGGACCUGGUGUUUUUCACAGAUGACUGUGAGGCCAUUGACACUGGACACAGCAGCCCUCACUAUGCAGAGGACAGGCUUCAGCUACUGCAAGAGGAGAGAUAAUCAACACACACACAGCAGAUUACAGACGCCCAGCGGUCUGUUGCAUUUAUAAAAACACAUCAGCAAUAUGUAGAAUGGUAACGCAUGUACACUACACACCGCGGCCUGCACUGUAUUAGAUGCAUCAUAAAUAAUACACACAGGGCGCUGUUUUCAUGUCGUACCUAUUUGGCUCUGCGUGAGCUGCAACCUCAUGUUAGUGGACAUGUGUGACUACAUUCUAGCAAGGAGUCCAGAAAUUUCCACAGGAAAUUUGCUGAAUGCCAACCAUGCCGUUGAAAACCUUAAAAUAAUAAACCAAUAAGAGAUGCUUGUGAGCUGGGCUUAACCGCUGCUUACUUACAUGGGCUAAUCAAAGGUCCAUGUGUCAUUAAGAGAAAUAAGUUGUGUUGUCAUAACCCUUGGUAUGACUAAAAUGUCUUAAAGGAGCACUAUACAGUAUUUUGUAAACAUUUGAAGAGCUGAACAUGGUGGUUUAAAAUGUUACGUAAGAAACAGAUGUACUGAACAUUGCUUUCUCACGCUCAGUCGUAGAGUACACUCCUUCAGAAUUUUGUCACAGAAACAUAUUUUUUUUUUUUUUACUUUUGUUUUAUACCAACAAACUUACAACAGUGCUGCUGCUUGUGCUAAAGCUGAAUAAAAAUGCAAAUGUUCUUGGCCUUAGGCAGAAUAUAUAUAUAAAAUAUGAGAGCCCUCACUGUCAUAUUAGACACUUGCCUGUGUUUAUGUACACUUAAAGACAAUCCAUAUGUCUUACAUUAUGUAAUAAAAUUUCUCUUUAUGUAUCAGCUUGUA